UUCCCCCUCUCCUCUCUCCCCUUCUCUCCUCCAUUUUCUCCUUUCCCCUUCCUUCCUGCCCCGGCCCGCCCUCUCCGCUUCCACCUGUCCUUCCUCCUUGCUCCCGGGGAGCCCCGUUUUGGACUAGUUGGGGGCCACAGUCGGUGGCGGGGGAGGGGGGCCCUGUGGACUGCCCUCUCCCCCCGCCCCAGCCACACCACCACCCAGCACCAGAGCAUCUCCCCGCUGUCUUUCUCGGGCCUCGAGGGAGCCCAGCCCUCCGUCCCACCAGGAUCCGUGGCAAGUGGGGGGCCGCGGCAGCUGCGUCCCCAUGAGGAGGGGAGGAAGAUGCCGGCUGAGCUGCUGCUGCUGCUGAUUGUUGCCUUCGCCAGCCCCAGCUGCCAGGUGCUCUCAUCACUGCGCAUGGCUGCAAUCCUGGACGACCAGACAGUGUGUGGCCGCGGUGAGCGUCUGGCCCUGGCUCUGGCCCGGGAGCAGAUCAACGGGAUCAUUGAGGUCCCAGCCAAGGCCCGCGUGGAAGUAGACAUCUUUGAGCUUCAGCGGGACAGCCAGUACGAGACCACGGACACCAUGUGUCAGAUCCUUCCCAAGGGAGUCGUGUCCGUCCUGGGGCCCUCCUCCAGCCCUGCGUCUGCCUCCACCGUGAGCCAUAUCUGUGGGGAGAAGGAGAUCCCCCACAUCAAAGUGGGUCCUGAGGAGACGCCCCGCCUGCAGUACCUGCGCUUCGCGUCUGUCAGCCUGUACCCCAGUAACGAGGACGUCAGCCUGGCGGUCUCCCGCAUCCUCAAGUCCUUCAACUACCCCUCGGCCAGCCUCAUCUGUGCCAAGGCCGAAUGCCUGUUGCGGUUGGAGGAGCUGGUGCGUGGCUUCCUCAUCUCCAAGGAGACGCUGUCGGUGAGGAUGCUGGAUGACAGCCAGGACCCCACACCGCUGCUCAAGGAGAUCCGCGACGACAAGGUGUCCACCAUCAUCAUUGACGCCAAUGCGUCCAUCUCCCACCUCAUCCUCCGUAAGGCCUCAGAGCUGGGAAUGACCUCAGCGUUUUACAAGUACAUCCUCACCACCAUGGACUUCCCCAUCCUGCACCUGGACGGGAUUGUGGAGGACACCUCCAACAUCCUGGGCUUCUCCAUGUUCAACACCUCACAUCCCUUCUACCCCGAGUUUGUGCGCAGCCUCAACAUGUCCUGGAGGGAGAACUGUGAAGCCAGCACCUACCCGGGUCCUGCGUUGUCGGCAGCCCUGAUGUUUGACGCCGUGCACGUGGUGGUGAGCGCCGUCCGGGAGCUGAACCGCAGCCAGGAGAUCGGCGUGAAGCCGUUGGCCUGUACGUCGGCCAACAUUUGGCCCCACGGGACCAGCCUCAUGAACUACCUCCGCAUGGUAGAGUAUGACGGGCUGACUGGGCGGGUCGAGUUCAACAGCAAAGGGCAGAGGACCAACUAUACCCUGCGCAUCCUUGAGAAAUCCCGGCAGGGCCACCGCGAGAUCGGGGUAUGGUACUCUAACCGGACCCUGGCCAUGAACGCCACCACCCUGGACAUCAACCUGUCGCAGACGCUGGCCAACAAGACGCUGGUGGUCACAACCAUUCUGGAGAACCCCUACGUCAUGCGCCGGCCGAACUUCCAGGCCCUGUCUGGGAAUGAGCGUUUCGAGGGCUUCUGUGUGGACAUGCUGCGUGAGCUGGCUGAGCUCCUGCGCUUCCGUUACCGCCUGCGGCUGGUGGAGGAUGGGCUGUACGGGGCGCCUGAGCCCAACGGCUCCUGGACAGGCAUGGUCGGCGAGCUCAUCAACCGGCAGAAGGCAGACCUGGCUGUGGCUGCAUUCACCAUCACAGCGGAGCGGGAGAAGGUCAUCGACUUCUCCAAACCCUUCAUGACCCUGGGGAUCAGCAUCCUCUACCGAGUGCACAUGGGCCGCAAGCCUGGCUACUUCUCCUUCCUGGACCCCUUCUCCCCUGCUGUGUGGCUCUUCAUGCUUCUUGCCUACCUGGCUGUCAGCUGCGUCCUGUUCCUGGCCGCCAGGCUGAGUCCCUACGAGUGGUAUAACCCCCACCCAUGCCUGCGGGCACGCCCUCACAUCCUGGAGAACCAGUACACACUGGGCAACAGCCUCUGGUUCCCCGUGGGGGGCUUCAUGCAGCAGGGCUCGGAGAUCAUGCCUCGGGCGCUGUCCACGCGCUGUGUCAGUGGAGUCUGGUGGGCUUUCACCUUGAUCAUCAUCUCCUCCUACACGGCCAACCUGGCCGCCUUCCUCACCGUGCAGCGCAUGGAGGUGCCCGUGGAGUCAGCCGACGACCUGGCCGACCAGACCAACAUUGAGUACGGCACGAUCCAUGCUGGGUCCACCAUGACCUUCUUUCAGAACUCACGGUACCAGACGUACCAACGCAUGUGGAACUACAUGCAGUCCAAGCAGCCCAGUGUGUUUGUCAAGAGCACGGAGGAAGGCAUUGCCCGUGUCCUCAACUCCCGCUACGCCUUCCUGCUCGAGUCUACCAUGAACGAGUACCACCGGCGGCUCAACUGCAACCUCACCCAGAUCGGGGGCCUCCUCGACACCAAGGGCUAUGGCAUCGGCAUGCCGCUGGGCUCCCCAUUCCGGGAUGAGAUCACCUUGGCCAUCCUGCAGCUUCAGGAGAACAACCGGCUGGAGAUCCUGAAGCGCAAGUGGUGGGAGGGGGGCCGGUGCCCCAAGGAGGAGGAUCAUCGAGCUAAAGGUCUGGGCAUGGAGAACAUUGGUGGCAUUUUUGUUGUGCUCAUCUGUGGUCUCAUCAUUGCUGUCUUCGUGGCGGUCAUGGAAUUCAUAUGGUCCACACGGAGGUCGGCAGAGUCUGAAGAGGUGUCGGUGUGCCAGGAGAUGCUGCAGGAGCUGCGGCACGCGGUGUCUUGCCGCAAGACUUCGCGUUCCCGCCGCCGCCGGCGCCCGGGCGGCCCUAGCCGGGCCCUACUGUCGCUGCGCGCAGUCCGCGAGAUGCGCCUCAGCAAUGGCAAGCUCUACUCGGCCGGCGCGGGCGGGGAUGGGGGCGGGGCGCACGGGGGCCCCCAGCGCCUCCUGGACGACCCGGGGCCGCCUGGCGGGGCCAGGCCUCUUGCCCCCACGCCCUGCACCCACGUGCGCGUCUGCCAGGAAUGUCGGCGCAUCCAGGCGCUGCGGGCGUCCGGGGCCGGCGCGCCCCCGCGUGGCCUAGGUGCCCCCGCUGAAGCCACCAGCCCGCCCCGGCCGCGGCCGGGCCCCACCGGCCCCCGAGAGCUGGCCGAGCACGAGUGACCAUGGGCGGAGCCGGGCUGGCGGCCGGACUGAUUGCAGGGACGGGACCCGCCCCAGGCCCGGGCCGCUCCCGUUUCCCCAGUGGACAAGGGACGGGACUUGUGGCCCGGUACUCCGGACGCCGCGAUUUUGCCUUCGGCUCAUGGUGAAGUCCGAGGCCCGGCUCUGGAGCCUGCCUGCGCCCCCUAGUGGACUCGCCAGAGGGUGCCGCGGACCCUGCACUCCGCCCCCGACUGCGGACAUGAGCGCAGGAACCGAGGACUUCAGGGGCCCGGGACUGUGGGGCCAUUCCAGAAGCGGAAAGCAGUCCGCGAGGAGAGCUCCAUCCUGGGACUGCUCAGGCUCCCCAAGACUUGACACAGCCCUCCCUACUUCUGGAGGAGGGGAGGGCUUCUGGGCAGAUGGGUGUCCCCUGGCGCCCCUUAACUCUUCUCUUUCUCUCUUUUUUUUGGGGAGAAACCUCGGAAUUUCUAUGAGACCCCCCCCAGGGAGGAGGUCAGUUGGGCCCCCAUCCCUCCCCCUGCCACACCCCCGGUCCCUGUUGGAAUAAAAAAAAGAACAAAACCCCAAAACUGGGGAUACCUGGGUCUCAUUUC
Messenger RNA from Lontra canadensis (Northern American river otter), 3869 nucleotides. It is a transcript of the gene GRIK5, whose product is annotated as glutamate ionotropic receptor kainate type subunit 5. Gene Ontology annotation, biological process: monoatomic ion transport; modulation of chemical synaptic transmission; synaptic transmission, glutamatergic. Bases 328 to 3273 code for a protein of 981 amino acids. The record is from RefSeq and is a predicted model, not a curated record. The transcript is spliced from 20 exons. Gene Ontology annotation, molecular function: transmitter-gated monoatomic ion channel activity involved in regulation of postsynaptic membrane potential; kainate selective glutamate receptor activity. Gene Ontology annotation, cellular component: presynaptic membrane; postsynaptic membrane; plasma membrane. Lineage: Eukaryota; Metazoa; Chordata; Mammalia; Carnivora; Mustelidae.